AUGGCCGCUGAUGUCAAACAGUUUGUGUUGGCCUGCACCAUAUGCGCUCAAAACAAGUCGCUCAAUCACCCUCCUGCUGGUCUGCUUCGUCCCUUGCCCAUCCCCUCCCGCCCAUGGUCUCAUAUAGCCCUUGAUUUUGUAACAGGACUUCCUGUAUCCAUGGGGAACACCGUGAUCCUCUCGGUGGUGGAUCGCUUCUCCAAGGCGGUCCAUUUUAUUCCACUCCCCAAACUCCCCUCAGCCCGGGAGACUGCUCAACUGAUGGUAGACCACGUCUUCCGCCUCCAUGUCCUGCCAGUCGACGUCGUGUCUGAUAGGGGCCCUCAGUUCUCAUCCUGGUUCUGGAAGGAAUUCUGUAGACAGAUCGGGGCCUCUGCGAGUCUGUCUUCAGGGUUUCAUCCUCAGACCAAUGGGCAAUGCGAGUGGGCCAACCAGGAUCUAGGAAGAAUGCUCCGCCCAUACCGCAUCACUAAAGUGGUUAAUCCGGUGGCCGUCAGGCUCAGACUUCCUCCCUCCCUUGGUCGGGUUCACCCUGUUUUCCAUGUGUCCAGGGUUAAGCCUGUGCUUCGAUCACCUCUCCAUCCUGCCGGCAAUCGCCCUUCCAGCCCGCCCCCUCGUCUAGUGGAUGGCUCCCCGGCCUACUCGGUCAGGAGACUACUGGACGUCCAUCGCCGGGGGAGGGGCGUUCAGUACUUAGUGGACUGGGAGGGAUAUGGUGCAGAGGAGAGGAGUUGGGUCCCAUCCCGGGACAUUCUGGACCAGGCCUUGAUCAGGAACUUCUACCGGAGACAAGUACUCACCAUUUGUCCUGUCUGGCUCCAGUGCUGUUACCACUACCGGGUGUCUGCAUUUUUCUGCCUUGUUUACCCCAGCGACCACGGCUACCGGACCUCACCUCACGUCUAUCUGGGGAAGCGGGAACAAGCUCUCUCACGGAGAGAGAACUAUCUCUGCCGGUCUUCUCCUCACCAAGGGUUCUAG
Triplophysa rosa is the source of this 981-nucleotide messenger RNA. RefSeq lists its product as uncharacterized. NCBI's taxonomy places the organism in Eukaryota, Metazoa, Chordata, Actinopteri, Cypriniformes, Nemacheilidae. Gene Ontology annotation, biological process: DNA integration. The transcript has 2 exons. The coding region runs from base 1 to 981 and encodes 326 amino acids. Gene Ontology annotation, molecular function: nucleic acid binding. The record is from RefSeq and is a predicted model, not a curated record.